This is a messenger RNA of Halteromyces radiatus, 940 nucleotides long. RefSeq names its product mediator complex subunit 25 von Willebrand factor type A-domain-containing protein. The record is from RefSeq and is a predicted model, not a curated record. Gene Ontology annotation, cellular component: mediator complex; transcription regulator complex. Gene Ontology annotation, biological process: positive regulation of transcription by RNA polymerase II. The coding region runs from base 173 to 805 and encodes 210 amino acids. NCBI's taxonomy places the organism in Eukaryota, Fungi, Mucoromycota, Mucoromycetes, Mucorales, Cunninghamellaceae. The transcript has 5 exons.
UUUUUUUUUUUUCUUCUUCUUCUUUUUUUCCUUCCACUCAUUAAUUCCUGUUAUUUAUCUUUUUUAUUUAUUUAUAUUUAUAUAUUCUCUGAUUACUAUAGUUUUGUGAAAAAAUACCUUGAUUUUACCUUUUUGACAUUUAUAUACACUCUGUCUUAUCUUUGGUUCCAUUAUGGCAACAGCUAUUGCGUCAACUACAAUGAACACAGCGACAACACCAGGAUCACAAGCAUCACCUUCAGCUUCUGUUCCACAAUCGUCCCCACAACUACCGACUUCACAUCAUCAUCGAAAAGACGUUGCCUGUGUAUUCGUCAUUGAUGGUUCUGCUCGUAUGAAACCACAUCUCACUACUCUCUAUGAAUCCUAUGUUGAUCCUAUUUUACGUCAACUUCGAUGUCCUAUUAUUUCUGAAGGAGAAGACAAGCUAUCAAAAACACGAAUCACUCCUGUACUCAAAUAUGGUCUUGUCGUCUAUGGUGAUUAUAAUCCUUGCUCAACAGUGACAGUGGAUCGAAAGUACUUUACUUCUGAACUCGGCCUUUUCCAAAACAUUCUGAAAAGUAUCCAAUGUAAAGAUGGUGGUAUUCUCAAGAAUGCUGCUGCUGAAGGACUAGUGGCUGCCAUGGAGCUUUUUGAUGAUUAUAGGGAAGAAAGUGACAUGGUGAAUCAAGAUCCUUUACUCCAUUGCAUCCUAGUAUCCAACAGUUUACCCUACAAAACUGGUGUUGUCAACAACUUGAAGGAUCGUUACAACAACUUUACUUUGGACGAUAUAGCAGCUGAAAUGAAAAAGGUACUUUGAUAAAACCAGAUGAAUCAUCAGUAGCCUAACCUUAUAUAUUAUUGAUGCUUUUAGAACAAAGUUCAUCUAUCUCUUAUUACUCCAAGAAAGGGAUAUACGGAUUUGGAAAAGUUUCUUUUAGAUGUGAAUGAUGAA